CAUCAAAUCAUCCGCUGCACAAACACAUAAGCAAAAAAUCAACACACUCGCAAAUUAUUAUAUUCUCAGAUCGAUUUUUCUCGGAUGAAGCUUCGAUCAGCAUCAAUGGCAGAUUCUCAUCAAUAAAUCAGGAGAGAGAAAGAUAGAGAGAGAUUGGCGACGAAGAUGGAUGUAGAGAGAUCAUCGCUGUGCAAUUGUGUGGUGAACUUUCUAUUAGAAGAGAACUACUUGUUGUCUGCUUUUGAGCUACUUCACGAGCUUCUUGAUGAUGGUAGAGAUGCUCAAGCUAUUCGGCUCAAGGAGUAUUUCGCUGAUCCUUCACUAUUCCCUCCUGAUCAAAUCUCUCGCUUCAAUUCUCUCCGAGCAGUUGCAGAUCCUCAGAGUUUGUUGGAAGAGAAACAAGCACUACAUGAAAAAUUGUCAUUAUGUGAGUAUGAACUUCGGUUAGCUCAAGAAGACAUUUCAAAAUUGAAGGAAGAAUUGCAGAAGAAAGCGGAAGUUUCAUCACUUGAAGUCAACAGUACAAAUGGAAGUGUUUCUUUUGACCCAUCUCUUGAUAUAAGAAGACAGAAGAACGGCACCACGCUGUCAAACUUAGGACCUGUGAAGGAUAACGAAAGACAAGAUCUUAACUGUGCUGUGAAGGAAUACUUACUCUUGGCAGGGUAUCGUCUGACUGCAAUGACAUUCUAUGAAGAGGUGACAGACCAAAACCUGGAUGCUUGGCCAAAUUCACCAGCAUGCGUGCCGGAUGCUUUGCGUCAUUAUUAUUAUCAGUACCUUUCGUCCACUGAAGAGGCUGCUGAGGAGAAAAUUGCAAUGCUUAAGGAAAAGGAGUCAUUGUUUAAGGAGAAUGAGAAGCUGAGCCAUGAGAAGGAUUGCUUGCUGAGGAACAAAGAAGUAGCUGAUGAUCAAAUAACAGCUUUAACAAAAUCAAUCGAUAGCUUACAGAAGGAAGUGAAGGAGAAGGAUAUUUUGGUGCAAAAAAUGAAGCAGUUGUCUGAGAGCCAAAGAAAAGAACUUAAUGACUGCAGAGUGGAGAUAACUUCGCUUAAAAUGCACAUUGAAGGUUGGCAAUCUGGAAAAAGUACAAGGAGUAAUGUUGAUCAUCCUCAGCCACAUUCUUUUGAAAACCCCAGAAAAGAAACCAAUCUUAUGGACACAGGAGAGGCAGAAACAUCUUUAGCUAGUACCGUUUAUGAUUCAACUAUACCUGAGGAGAUUGUUCAGAAAGAGGUAAUAGGUGUUGAAAUCCCUCAUGGUGAAACAGCUCUAUCCGAGCAAGUCCACGGAGCCUCUGAAGUUGAGGUUCUGAAAGCUGAAAACGAAGAGUCUCUUACAGCUGAGAUGUUAAAUGAUCAAGAGAAUAGAGUCCAGAAUAACGGUAUUUCUCAUGAAACUGGAAGCCCCACAAACGUGGAAAUUCGUGGGGAUAAACUUCCAGUUAUGGAUAGAAAUCCUUUCUUCAAAGCAGAGAACACAAAUCCAGCGCCUGCUUCAGAAAAGAUGAGUUUGGAGACAGUCCAGAUUCUUGCUGAUGCACUCCCAAAGAUUGCUCCAUAUGUUCUUAUACAACACCGAGAGGAGCUUCUCCCCUUAAUAAUGUGUGCAAUUGAGCGCCAUCCAGAUAGCACCACACGGGACUCUUUGACCCAUACACUGUUUAAUUUAAUCAAGCGUCCUGAUGAACAACAAAGAAGAAUUAUAAUGGAUGCUUGUGUUAAUCUGGCUAAGAAUGUAGGCGAGAUGAGAACGGAGACAGAAUUGCUUCCUCAAUGCUGGGAACAGAUUAAUCACAAAAAUGAGGAGCGUAGGCUGCUCGUUGCUCAAUCAUGUGGAGAGCUUGCAGGAUUUGUUCGCCCUGAGAUACGUGAUUCUUUGAUCCUGUCUAUUGUGCAACAACUAGUUGAAGAUUCUGCAACAGUUGUCCGUGAAGCUGCCGCUCACAAUCUGGCAUUGUUGCUUCCACUCUUUCCCGAUACGGAGAAAUAUUUCAAGGUUGAGGAACUGAUGUUCCAAUUAGUCUGUGACCCUGCUGGAGCUGUUGUGGACGCUACACUAAAGGAGUUAGUUCCUGCUUUGGUCAAAUGGGGAAACAAGUUGGACCACAUAUUAAGCGUCUUGCUCUCACAUAUCAUAAGCUCUGCGGAGCAUUGCCCACCCCUUUCAGGGGUUGAAGGUUCUCUUGAGUCACAUCUACAUGUCUUGGGUGAACGUGAGCGUUGGAACAUUGAUGUUCUGUUAAGGAUGCUAUCAGCAUUGCUUCCAUACGUGAACCACAAAACAAUUGAGACAUGUCCAUUUUCUUCUGCUUCAGAAUCCGCAGGGAUGUUAUUGUCCGAAUCCCUGCUGCAACUAUAUGCUCGGGGUCAAGUGGAAUGGUCUGCAUUUGAGUGGAUGCACAUGGAAUGUCUCCCCCAUUUAAUACAGCUUGCCUGUUUGUUGCCCCAGAAAGAAGAUAGUCUAAGAAAUCGGAUUGUGAAGUUUUUGUUGGCUGUAUCUGAACAAUACGGAGAUUGUUAUCUGACACACAUAAUGCUGCCAGUUUUCUUGAUAUCAAUUGGUGACAAUGCUGAUCUAACAUUCUUCCCGUCUUCCAUUCAGCCAAAGAUUGAAGGUUUGAAACCACACAGUUCAGUGAUGGAGAGACUUGCUACCAUGUGUGUUCUGCCAUUGCUAUUGGCAGGCGUUUUUGGUGCUCCUAGCAAGCGUCAACAAUUGGAAGAAUAUCUCAAAAAGCUCUUAGUUCAAGAUACUUCUGACGAACCACACAGACUACAUGCCGAAAUAGUUGACGCUGUCCGCUUUCUCUGCACCUUCUCAGAGCACCAUAGCAUGAUAUUUAAUAUCUUAUGGGAGAUGGUUGUUAGUUUCAACAUCGAUAUGAAGAUUAGUGCUGCGAACUUGCUGAGAGUUUUGGUUCCUUAUAUUGAUGCAAAAUUGGUCUCAACUCAUCUUCUUCCAGCCCUUGUCACACUUGGUUCUGACCAGAACCUGAGUGUCAAGUAUUCCAGCAUAGAUGCAUUUGGCUCUGUUGCUCAACAUUUUAAGAGCGAUAUGAUUGUUGACAAAAUAUGCAUUCAAAUGGAUGCUUUCUUGGACGAUGGAUCUCAAGAAGCAAUGAUUGCCGUAGUCCGUGCAUUAGUGGUUGCUGUACCCCAUACGACAGAUAAACUUAGAGACUAUCUUUUGUCUAAGAUUUUCCAAUUCACAGCAUCUCCUGUUCCUACAAGUGAUGUCACGCGUCGUCGUGAGAGAGCUGAUACAUUUUGUGAGGCAAUUCGUGCUUUAGAUGCUACAGAUCUUUCUGCUGCUAGUGUCCGAGACUACCUUUUACCUGCUAUUCAAAAUCUAGUAAAGGAUCAUGAUUCACUUGAUCCAGCACACAAGGAGGCACUAGAGAUCGUAAUGAAAGAAAGAUCUGGUGGGGCCUUUGAUGCUAUUAGUAAGGCAAUGGGUGCUCAUCUUGGAAUUGCUUCUUCAGUUACAAGCCUUUUUGGUGAAGGUGGGUUACUAGGCAAGAAGGAAACUCUAGAUUCUAUGGCGGAAAUAAGUGAGCCCCCUCAGCCAUCCCCACCCCCUGCUGCAGAAGACACAAGAUUUAAACGGAUCAUGAGAGGCAAUUUUACUGAUAUGCUUCGUGGUAAAACAAAAAACCAGGACGACAAUGUGUCACACCAAUGAAAUUUUGUAUAAAUUGUGCAGCAACUCCAUCCUUAUUCAUGUUCAAAGUUAUUAGCGUUUUUACAUGACGUAAAGCUUUCUUUCCGUGAAAUUUCUUUGUAUUAUUGUUCCUUCUGUCGAUUUAUACCAAGUAUAUGUACAGAACUCUGUCGAAAGUUUUGCACUUGCUAUUCAGCAUA
Messenger RNA from Spinacia oleracea (spinach), 3863 nucleotides. RefSeq lists its product as uncharacterized. The record is from RefSeq and is a predicted model, not a curated record. Gene Ontology annotation, molecular function: protein binding. Gene Ontology annotation, biological process: intracellular cholesterol transport. Gene Ontology annotation, cellular component: recycling endosome; trans-Golgi network. The coding region runs from base 166 to 3684 and encodes 1172 amino acids. The transcript has 20 exons. NCBI's taxonomy places the organism in Eukaryota, Viridiplantae, Streptophyta, Magnoliopsida, Caryophyllales, Amaranthaceae.